Messenger RNA from Monodelphis domestica (gray short-tailed opossum), 4580 nucleotides. It is a transcript of the gene GPT2, whose product is annotated as glutamic--pyruvic transaminase 2. Lineage: Eukaryota; Metazoa; Chordata; Mammalia; Didelphimorphia; Didelphidae. Gene Ontology annotation, molecular function: pyridoxal phosphate binding; transaminase activity. The record is from RefSeq and is a predicted model, not a curated record. Gene Ontology annotation, biological process: biosynthetic process.
CGACGAGAUGCUUUAGAGCCGGCUCCCUGACUUCUCCUGGUUGGAGUGGGAAAGAGGCUGAGAGGGCAGUCUUGUGAGUGGCUGCUGCGGGAAUCGGGAGUCGGGAGCCAAGAGCCGGGAACCCGACGCGGGUGAUGCUGCUGCUGCAGCCACCGUUGGUGACAGUGUCCGGGGCCAGCUAGAAGCGAGAGCGCCAGGCUUAGGCGCGGGGAGAAGGAGACAGGCAUGUGGUGUCCUGCGCCGCCUCCUUUGCCAGCAUCGGGUGCCCGGGCUCAGCUGCCGCGAAUCGGGCGUACGGAGAGUGCCUCGGGUACCGGGCUAGUGGGGCGGAGGACCGCUAGAGCCAUGCAGCGGGCAGCGGGGCUGGUGCUGGGGCUGCGCGCCGGAUGCUGCCAGCGCUCCCCGGGCUGGGGCCGGAGCCGGGGCCGGGGCUGGAGCAGUGCGGCCGCCGAGGCCUCGACGGUGCUGAAGCUGCGGCCGGAGAAGAACGGACGCGAGCGUAUCCUGACGCCCGAAUCUAUGAACCCGCUGGUGAAGGCGGUGGAGUACGCGGUGCGGGGGCCCAUCCUGCUCAAAGCCGGAGAGAUCGAGCUGGAGCUGCAGCGGGGCAUCAAAAAGCCUUUCACUGAAGUCAUAAAAGCCAAUAUUGGUGAUGCCCACGCAAUGGGUCAGCAACCAAUUACCUUCCUCCGGCAGGUGGUGGCUCUUUGCACAUACCCAAACCUGUUGGACAGUCCCAGCUUCCCAGAAGAUGCCAAGAACCGAGCCAGGCGAAUCUUAAAGGCCUGUGGGGGGAACAGCCUAGGGGCUUACAGCGCAAGCCAGGGUGUCAACUGCAUCCGAGAGGAUGUGGCCGCCUACAUCGAGAGGAGAGACGGAGGUGUGCCUGCGGAUCCAGACAACAUUUACCUGACAACUGGAGCGAGCGAUGGCAUUACUACAAUCCUAAAGAUUCUGGUAUCUGGUGGAGGAAAAUCCCGGACUGGAGUGCUGAUCCCCAUCCCCCAGUAUCCCCUGUACUCAGCAGUCAUUUCAGAGUUGGAUGCCAUCCAGGUAAACUAUUACCUGGAUGAAGAAAAUUGCUGGGCUCUGGAUGUAAACGAGCUCCGACGGGCAGUGACUGAAGCCAAGGAGUACUGUAACCCCAAAGUCCUCUGCAUCAUCAAUCCUGGGAACCCCACAGGUCAGGUCCAGAGCAGAAAGUGCAUUGAAGAAGUGAUUCACUUUGCUUGGGAAGAAAAACUCUUUCUCUUGGCUGAUGAGGUGUACCAGGACAAUGUUUAUGCCAAGGACUGCCAAUUCCAUUCCUUCAAGAAGGUUCUCUAUGAGAUGGGACCAGAGUACUCGAACAACGUGGAGCUCGCGUCCUUCCACUCCACCUCCAAAGGCUACAUGGGCGAGUGCGGCUACCGAGGGGGCUAUAUGGAGGUGAUCAACUUACAUCCAGAGAUUAAGGAACAGCUUGUCAAGAUGCUCUCUGUCCGACUCUGCCCCCCAGUGUCUGGACAGGCAGCCAUGGACAUUGUUGUGAACCCCCCUGUGCCUGGAGAAGAAUCUUUUGAGCAGUUCAAUAGGGAGAAGGAAUUUGUCCUGAGCAAUCUUGCCCAAAAAGCAAAGCUUACAGAAGAUUUGUUUAACCAGGUGCCAGGAAUUCAUUGUAAUCCAUUACAAGGAGCAAUGUAUGCUUUUCCCAGGAUCUUUAUCCCAACGAAGGCAAUUGAGGCAGCUAAGGCCCAUAAGAUGGCCCCAGACAUGUUUUACUGUAUGAAGCUUCUGGAAGAAACUGGAAUCUGUGUGGUGCCUGGCAGCGGAUUUGGCCAGAAAGAGGGGACUUACCACCUAAGAAUGACCAUCCUGCCUCCUGCAGAGAAGCUGAAGGUUGUCCUGGAGAAGGUGAAGGACUUCCACAUAAAGUUUCUCCAGAAGUAUGCGUGAGGCCCAAGACCGCACUGUGCACGGAACAGAGACCCGGUGGUUCUGCUUCCGAUUUGAGCGUGGCUGGGGAAGCUUGUGGAACCAGAACCGCUCUUCCCCUACAGCUCCGCCGAGCAUCUUGCCUGGGGAACUUUGUGGCGUUCAUCUUUGUUUUUGCCGUAGGAGACUUUUCGUGCCUUGAUGAUGAGAAUACUUCUCUUCCUGUUCUCUUUCCUAUCAAGCUGGGAAUUGGUCACCGCGCAGAGGGCCCCGCAGGCCCUGGGGCCCACAGAGCACGCGCGAACUCGAUCAGCACGUGUGGCCAGUCAAGUGUCCUCUGGUUUCAUUUGAAAAUCCUCCUUGAGUUUGUAAAACGAAAAGAAAAAAACGUUAUGUUGUUCUGAGUGGUUUCAGGUCUAGGGCAAAAAGCAGGUGCCGGAGAAUGUGGUCACUACAGUAAGCAUUGAGUAGCUGAGAUCUGGGGCUGUGCUGAUGUUAUCUGUAAAAUAAAACACUUGUCCUUAUAAAAAUCUAGUCAUUUGAGGAGGCCUAUUCGGAGAGAAGGCUGAGGAGUGGACAGUGCAGAGGCCAGGCAGAGCGCCUUUCCUUUGAGAAUGUCGGUGGGGUUCAGAACGGGAACAGGCUUGACUUCUCCAGGCCUUAAAUGGACGGUGCCCAGGUAGGCUUGUGGAAGAGGAAGGAGAGGGAGACUGAGACACUGAGCGCAGCACCAAUGCCACUUAGCAACAUCAAGGGAUACACAUUUUGUCCACAGGGAGGCGGCAGCCAACAUUAAGUGCCCUGUUGGACCCAGUUGGACCAUUAGCCCUGUUACGUGGUUGGCUUCUUUUAAGGGUUUGGAGUGUUGCACUAACCCUGGCACUCCUGUUGGGAAAAUUCUUGGGUUUAAGGGACUCUCUCUCUGCCACCUGCCAUUUUACUGCUCCAAAAGAAUCUCUUCAUUUCACCUUUGCAGAUUGUCUCAGGGGGUGUAAAAAACCGACUUAGCUGUCCUUCCUGUCAGCAUAGCUGGAAAGGGGGCCCGGAAGAAUGCAGAUACGGUCACGCCUGUGUUCGGAAGGCCCUUCAACAUCUCUUUAUUGGCUAAAGUCUUGAGCAUUGAGGGGCCAAUAACUUUGCGUCCCUCCCCCUCCCCCCCAAAGCAAACCCAGGCCCAAGGAUUGCAAAAGUAUUUUCCUUGUCUGACCUUAGAAUUACUAUGAAGCUAAGUCGGGUUCCAUCAGAAGCUGCUUUUCCUCAUUAGGGAAACUUCCAUGUAGAGCUGAUUAGAGUGGAGGGAAAUGUUGAGGGAGAACCCGGAUCAGAUAGCUCCCACGAGGUAGCUGUAGACUGGAUCUCAGAGUUAGAGGCCGGUGGGCAAGGAAUCUUCCCUCUUCCCUCCUCUGAUCCCUCGGCCCCUCAGUCAUCUCCGUAUUCAAGUUGGGCAGCCAAGAAAGGCUCAAUCUGCCAUGGGAGGGGGAGGGGCCCUCCCAUAGGCCAUCUAGUUCCCCGUCUUCCCCUAUAACGCAGCUAUCUUCUUUUUAUCCUAACCCUCUUUGGUGUAUCUUAACAGAAACCUGGGAUAGAAGCUUAGCUACUGAUCACUUACUCCCCCUAAAAGGGGCCGUCGGGGGGAAGCUGAAGAAAAGCGAGCUCUUCAAAGUGGUUUUCCUUACUGAAGCUUCCUAUCUGUGACCCCUUGGGCUGGGAGAGGAAAACCAAUGGGAAGUCCAAUCGAGACUUUUAAUCUACCAUUAUUCACAAGCAUCAGAUUCAUUCUGAAGAAAGCAGUAGAAUUCUUAGAUAUCAAAGGGAAGCAUUGAAGGCCCUUUUCCCCCUUAGAAACUUUUGCACUUUUACACGCUCUACGUAAUAGCAAAAUGUCCAAAAGUGGUUGGAGACUGCCAGUUGGCAGCUUGGAAAAGGCAGCCAUGACUGAAUAUGCUCUAUUUGAAAGAAAAGGUUUAACAGUGGAAGUUAGUAUAUUUUUUAUAUUUUUGUAACAAUUACUUUUUUCAUGGGGGGCCGGGGAGGAAGGGUUCAUAUUUGUAGUCUUAACAAGUUCAAUAGAUUUUUAUAUUUCCCUUCAGACAACAGUCCCAAAAACUUUGCAAGGUUUACAUGAUUUUUAAAGAUGCUAUACAUUUGUUACACACACACACGCACACACACACACACACACACACGCUACAGUUAAAAACAAACAAACAGGCUGUUCUAAGGAGGUUAACUUCAUUCAAAAGGACUGAACUCAAAAAUUUGAAUUUUCUACACCUUCUGUUUAGGUGUCUUAAUUUUUUUCUGGCACCAAAGUUGUGGGGAGGAGGGUUCAGCGAACAGCUAGUCAGUCAUUCAUUGAUUCCUGUGGAGCUCUUAAUCAAAAAUGUAAGGUUUUUUCUACUGUGUCAUUUACCACAUCUCUGUAUUGUAGCCAGGGGAGCCACCCCAAGCCUAGAAAAUCCACUCUCAUAGUAAGUCCCUGGAGCAGCAAGCCCAGGUUGUUGAAUUCUGUGUCCAUUGUUAACUGUAGCUUGCCACCAAGAGCAAAUACAGGCUUACUUCUGCAUGUUUCCGGUUUGGAUUCUCAAAGGGAUCUCCUGAUAUGGUAUUUAAUGAUGUUAGUUAUUCUAUUGGAAGUUUCAAAACAAUAAAACGCAUACAAAAUA